Molecule: messenger RNA, 1167 nt
Organism: Aspergillus puulaauensis
Lineage: Eukaryota; Fungi; Ascomycota; Eurotiomycetes; Eurotiales; Aspergillaceae
Exons: 2
Coding region: 1-1167 (388 amino acids)
Source: RefSeq, a predicted model, not a curated record
AUGCGGUACUCUUCACUCCUUCAGGUGGCCGCGGCCCUCGUUUCUUUCUCGAUUCCAGCCUUCGCAGCAGACCCUCGCUACUGCGCAAACGGCAACGUUAUCGACGCGAAGGACUUCACCCUCGAAGAACAAGCCGACAACAGCCACCUCGCCGCGCUCUCCAAACACUUCCAGGAUGCCGGCAAGAACGCCAGCGUCUCCGCCGUUCUCUCGUCCGCAAACCGCGCCAUGAGCAAGGGCUCCCCACCCUCCGGUAAUGGAAACCCAUCCGAAGCCUGGGCCUGGCAAUCCGGCGACUACAAGACAACCAAGUGGAUGCCGCAAGGCGUCACCAGCUCCGCCGAUGCACUCGGAAAGGGAGACUGGAAUGACCACGAGGCUUGGGUCGUGAGUUGGUACCAGAAGGAAGGGGGGAAGAAUGUGCGGGUUAGCUUCGUGGAUCGUAAGACUCACGAGUACCGCCACGUUCUGCUUGUUUAUCCCAGUGCGGACGAUGACUUCGAGUCUAUCACCAUCCAUGCGGGCGGGAUCAUGUGGUAUGGGAACAUACUGUAUGUGGUUGACACGAGUAAUGGCAUCCGGGCUUUCGACCUCGACAACAUCUGGGAGGUUGAGACUGGAGAUGGCGUUGGAAAGACGAGUGAUGGCAAGUAUUCAGCUGCUGGAUAUAAAUAUGUCCUGCCUCAAGUUCGCUGGUACAAAUGGACCCCAGGCUCGGACUCCCCCUUCCGCUUCUCUUGGAUCUCGCUCGACCGCAGCGACUCCCCAGACACUCUUCUCGUCGGCGAAUUCGUGCGCGACGGCGAAGUCGACGACAACAACAACCCUGUUCCCAUCCGACUCGUUAAGUACCAGCUCGACACGGAGACGCGCCGUCUGCGCACGAACGACAAGGGCAUUGCAACGGCCAACUGGGCCCACUGCGUCGACAUCGUCAAGGUCCAGGGUGGCAUGUCCCAUGACGGGAAAUUCUAUCUCUCGCGUAGCAAUGGUCGCAACCCCAAGGCUGGUGAUUUGCUUACCUGGGAGGAGGGAAAGACUGCGAAGGAGCAUGCGGGUUUCUUCAUGGCUGGGAAUGAGGAUCUGAGUUAUAACCCCGUGCGCAAGGAGUAUUAUACCGUUACUGAGUAUGAUGGUGGGCGGUACAUCUUGUCCUACAAGGAUUAG